Messenger RNA from Scophthalmus maximus (turbot), 1737 nucleotides. RefSeq names its product serine-rich and transmembrane domain-containing protein 1. The transcript is spliced from 2 exons. NCBI's taxonomy places the organism in Eukaryota, Metazoa, Chordata, Actinopteri, Pleuronectiformes, Scophthalmidae. The record is from RefSeq and is a predicted model, not a curated record. The coding region runs from base 394 to 741 and encodes 115 amino acids. Gene Ontology annotation, cellular component: intracellular membrane-bounded organelle.
UUUCCUCUUCACCACUUCUCCAGCAAAAAAAACCCCACCAGUGUCAUUCAUUAGUUACAGCCUCUCAGUUGCAGGCCCUGUGUGCACGUUCCCCUUUAGAUGUGAGCCUGUACCCACAGAGAGGGUCCGCGUCUCACACUGUCUGCUCCGCCUGCCGUAGUGCCAAGGUUGUGUGUCUGAGUGUGUGUGUGUGUGUGUGUGUGGGUCACACUGAAUGACAGGAAAGGAGAGAGAGAGAGAGAGAGAGGCUCAUAUAGAAGAUCUCGGGGGCAACAGAUCUGUUUUGCUCGGCUGAAGGACCAAACACAACGGGAUGGAUUUCUGCACGACGUGAGCACAAGCGAGGGACGGAUCCCUCACACAUUUAAAAAAGAAGAAGAAAAAAAAGUCAGGAUGUCUGGGAUGGAUGUCCCACUGAUGGACAACAAUGAGACCGGAGUCUCUCCAAUAGACAACGGGACCUUCCUCCGUUUCUCCCCAACCUCUGCCUCCACGUCAGCCGCCGCCGCCUCCUCAUCCCCAGGACGCCCGGGCAACGUUUACGUUUACGUGUGGCUCUUCCUCGGCCUGCUGGUGUUCCUGCUGACGCUGCUCAUCAUCUCCCUCCACAGGCUGAAGAACAUCAUCUCUUCCUCCUCCUCUGUCCCGGACUGCAGCAGCGAAGGGGGGAGCUCCUUCACCAACAUGGAGAUCUGCAGCAUCUCGUCUCAGAAGUCCACCAUCUCCUCGCUGUCCACCUGAGGAAGGGGGGCGGGAGGGAGCAUGCACGGACAAAGACAUAUGUGUCCACGUGCAUGUGUGCUUACAUGCAACAGACCAGCUUGCACACACAUAAAGACUUAGAGGUCUGGCUCCUCACUCCUCACUGUGACAUACAAACACAAAAACUUGACUCCAUGCAUACAUGGCCUUACUCUCAAUGCAUGCAUGUUCUAUUCCCGAUGGUCCAGUGAGUCAGGUGUGUCCAUGCAAUUUCCUCUGGCACAGAGGAAAUAAAGUUCACAAUGAGGUGAACGGGUCUUGAGGGGUGGGUGUGACUGAGCCUUGUUUCAAGACAAAGCUGAAAAUUGUCUUCCCUCUGCAGGAUGAAGCAUAUGGAGGAACUAUUCUCUUUCCAAACGCGUAUCUUGUACUGUACUUGUCAUAAUUACUAUAAUAACAAACAAGUUCAUUACUUUGUACAACGAUGCAUGCUUUUGCUGUAACCCAUUUUUUUAUCUACCAAACAAAGGGUAAGAUACCUUGAGAAUAGUAUACAUGCCAAAUCGAUUCCCCAAGGUUUAGUGGGAUGAGGUUGCACAAAGGAGAUGGAAGACAUGGUGAUGCGGUUGCGAAGGUGAGAAAGAAAUGAAGGUUGUAGAGAAUUGACAGGCUGGCAGCCUCCGACUGCGGCGGCAGACAGACCGGGUCAGAAGUGUCAGAAACUACAAGAUUAAAUCCUGGUCCUGAAAGACAGAUCUGCGAGCGUAAAGGAUUACCCUUUCUUACCUGUCUGCUCAUAUGGCAUCUGAUCGUAGUCUCCAUAGUGACUGAAGCAUGAGAGCUCUGUGCAGCUGUCAGCCUUGAGUGUGUCCCAGGCUAAAGCUACAGUGUUGGUUGUUUCAGCUCAAUAUCGAUAUUUAACAAAAAAAUACUAUUGAGAUAGUUUUUUUUUUUUUGACAUGGUAAUAAAAAAUAUUACACACAUUCAGAACCUUUUCACCAGAUUCUAAAACAAAAUAAAAGAAAAGAAACCAA